Molecule: messenger RNA, 1514 nt
Organism: Protobothrops mucrosquamatus (brown spotted pit viper)
Lineage: Eukaryota; Metazoa; Chordata; Lepidosauria; Squamata; Viperidae
Gene: SIGMAR1
Product: sigma non-opioid intracellular receptor 1
Exons: 4
Coding region: 1-543 (180 amino acids)
Cellular component (GO): endoplasmic reticulum
Source: RefSeq, a predicted model, not a curated record
AUGCCCAGCAAGGCGCUGGGAAGCCUGGACCACGAACUAGCCUUUGCCAAGAUCAUCGUGGAGCUGCGCCGCCGACACCCGGGGCAUGUGCUGCCGGACGAGGACCUGCGCUGGGUGUUCGUCAACGCCGGCGGCUGGAUGGGCUCCAUGUGCCUCCUCCACGCCUCCCUCUCGGAGUACGUGCUGCUCUUUGGCACCGCCGUCGACACCGGCGGACACUCGGGUCGCUAUUGGGCUGAUAUUCAUGACACGAUCAUCUCAGGGACCUUCCGGCAGUGGAAAGAGGGAACGACUAAAAGUGAGAUUUAUUACCCAGGGGACUCCGUUGUCCACCGUUCCGGAGAGGUCGCCUCCGUGCAGUGGAGCGCCGGCACGUGGAUGGUCAAGUAUGGCCGAGGCUUCAUCCCCUCCACCCUCACCUUUGCCCUUGCUGACACGAUCUUCAGCACUCAGGACUUCCUCACCCUCUUCUACACCAUCCAGGUUUAUUUCAAGGCCCUGUUCUUGGAGGCUAACACGUACUUCAGCAGCACGAGUCAGUGAGUCUUGCUCCUCCCAGCAGAUGAAAGGGUCACCUCCUCCCCCCGCCUCUCAUCUUGUAUGCUAGUGAACCUGGUGCUUGCAUUUCUUGACCAGACACGGUUGGGUGCAUAGCACGUGUGUUAGAAAGCAAAGAUGGAUCCACAGCCUUCCCAGUUGCCCAUCCAUGAGUACCUGAAUGUUCUGCUGUAAAGCACGCUGCUCAUGAGGUGAUGAUUCGGUGUCUCGUGGAGACUAGAUAUUCAAAGUAUUUUGGAGCCACACAGAGAAAUUUCUAGGUGUUAAAAUGGAAGGAGUGGUGCCAUGGCAUCGUGCCAUGGCAUUGAUGCAUAGUUGACCUAAAUAAUGACAUUUGCAUGGUGGCAUGUAUCUCGUCAUUGUGGUGUUUUGCCAGGCACAUUUGGAAAGAGAAGUUGCAUCCUCUUUGCAUGCUUUGGAGAUACCUCUUAUGAUGCCGUCACCAAGCUCUGUUGGUCUAUUCUCUGCCUUGUGGGGGCCUCUUGAGCCCCACAAAAUUAAAAAGCAGCAGAACGCUUUGGAUUGAACCCUUAAAAGUAUACAUUGACCCUACUGUUUUAAGGCAUACAAAUACUUCCUUUUCAUCCCUUCCUUCCCCGCUUUAAUUUCUCAGAUGGAAAACGGGUAAUUUGGCUGAGCAAUAUCUGCGUCCACAGGCUGGAAAACAGCCAUGCAGGCUGGUGUUUUGGCUGGGCUUCUGGAAAGUUCUUUCCAGCAGACUCGCAUUGUUGUUCCCUAGGAUCUCGGGGUGUGGGUCUUCCACAGCUCUGUCUUGCUUCUCAUCUGGAAAAGUAAUUUGGAAUUCCAGUUGUCUAUCAUGGACCUUUUCUCUCACCACAAAUCAACCAACUCUGCUCCUUCGUGGAUUAAUUAAUUCAUCUUUACAUGCUUGCAACAUCCAAUUUCAGCUAAUUUCCUCAUCUGUUUUAGAUCUUCCACAUUAUUACUGGGGGGGG